Messenger RNA from Impatiens glandulifera, 1560 nucleotides. Its product is annotated as protein ABIL2-like. The transcript has 10 exons. The record is from RefSeq and is a predicted model, not a curated record. Bases 416 to 1387 code for a protein of 323 amino acids. NCBI's taxonomy places the organism in Eukaryota, Viridiplantae, Streptophyta, Magnoliopsida, Ericales, Balsaminaceae.
CGUUAUAAUUUGAAUAACAAAAUACGACCAAAAUAGGUCUCCUCUCUCAGUCCGGCCAGUCCUCCGUUCAGAUUUGAGCCGACGCGUUUCGCUUUCCUCUUUCGUGUAGUUGAUAAUACGCACACCGCUUUCCUUCCCUUUCCUUUCCUUACCGGCGUACAUCAGUUUCUCCGUCGCCCACCUCCGGAACCGUUUCGCCGUUUCUUGCUCCCUUUUGUCCUCUUAUGUGCCCUUGCAGCUCUACUUGUCUUCCUUUGUCUUAUCACAUAUGGAAAUGCAAGCCAACGCCAUAUUUUGUUCUUUUUACUAAAUGGGUAUUGUAAAUUCUGUGUCUUUUUAGUUCUAUAGGAUCCUUGGCAACCUGUUUUAGCUGGAAAAUAAGAUCAGUGAGCCCUACAUUUUGAAUUUUCACUUGAUGAAGUCAAUUUCAUCUGAUUCCGAGCCUCUUCCUGAAGAAGAAGAAGAAGAAGAAGAAGAAGAAAAGUUGGAUGAGAUAUGGACAGAGGAAGACUUCCCUUUUUCAGAUAACCUUAAGGACUUGCUGAACCUCAGGAUGCAACUAUACUCAGCAGCAGAAUACUUUGAAUUGUCAUAUAUGAAUGAUGACCAGAAACAAAUAGUGAUAGACACGUUGAAGGAUUAUUCUAUUAAAGCUAUAUUGAAUACAGUGGAUCAUUUGGGUUCAGUUGCAUAUAAAGUCAAUGAUUUCAUAGAUGAAAAGGUUGAUGAGGCUUCUGGAGUAGAGCUUCAAGUGAAUUCUAUUGAGCAGAGAUUGAAAACAUGCCAAAUGCAUAUGGAUCAUGAAGGCCUUCAUCAGCAGUCAUUAAUAAUGAAUGUACCCAGAUAUCAUAAAAGAUACUUGUUACCUGAUGGAGUCAACUGCACUAAAUCAAGAACAGAGGAGGCUGUUCUAGCUGAGGAGGAUUGUUGGCUUCAUUUUAGGAAUUCUACCCAAACCACUGUCAGAAGUAUGCCGUCAUCAUCUUUAGUCGGAGAACGACCAACCACAUCAUCGCUCCAAGCUGGGUUAGCCAUUGGGACCACGGGAGGUGUUUCACAUAAAGAAACAGAGAAACGAACAACUUCGCCUUCUCGGUUUCCUCUUCCCCGAUCAAUGUCAUUGUCUAGUAGGCCAAGGGCCCCUAAUUCAAGGUCAACCACUCCUCAUUCAAGUCAACCGGCCAACCCAAACCUCCUUUAUGGAAGACAAAAGAAUCCUGUAGAGCUUGGGAAAUCAGCUUCAGUGCAUCUUCAUACUGGGAAGGAGAAUUUCAAAGGAAUGGAGCAAAAUCCAAGCAAAAGCAAUUUUCUUCUUCGAGCCUUGCUCAGAAAGCGUAAGCCCAAGAACGAUGAAAUGCUAUAUACCUAUUUGGACGAAUAUUCGUAAAAACAUAUCCAUAAAAGUAAUUUAAUUUUCUCAAAGAAAUGUUAUUCAGUAAUCUGAUAUCAUAGUGUGAUACAUAAUAAAAUUUAUAAUAUGGUUAGUCUCGGGAAGUAUUUUAUUGUUAUUUAUUUUCUUUAUUAAGUGGCAUUGAAUAGAUAAAAGGAUGUGUUUAAUUC